CGCAGGGCCCCGCAGGGGCUUGGGAAUUUAGAGCGUGUGAGUGCAGCACUUUGUUCAUGCAGAGGGGUUUUAAAUCCCCCCCCUUUUUUCAUCACCUGCGGCAAAUCCGCAGCCUUCCGUCUGCAGGACCGGAGCUCAAGGGCGUGUGGAUCUGCCUGCUCUCGCCUGGGAGAAAGGUGACAGUCUGCUGCAGCAUGGACAUCCGCAACGACGUCUCCCAGCUGAGGAAGCUGGAGAACUGCACCAUCAUCGAGGGCAACCUGCAGAUCCUCCUCAUGUUCACCACCGCCGCCGAGGACUUCCGCGGCCUCAGUUUCCCCCGCCUCAUCAUGAUCACCGAGUACCUCCUCCUCUUCCGGGUCUACGGGCUGGAGAGCCUGCGUGACCUCUUUCCCAACCUGUCCGUCAUCCGGGGCACUAACCUCUUCUUCAACUAUGCCCUGGUCAUCUUCGAGAUGCCCCACCUCAGGGACAUCGGCUUGCACAGCCUGACCGAUAUCCUGCGGGGCUCGGUGCGCAUUGAACGCAACCAGGAGCUCUGCCACAUCUCCACCAUCGACUGGGGGCUGCUCCUGCUCGACUCGGUGGAGAACAACUAUAUCGUGAGCAACAAGCAGGUGGAGGAGUGUGCCGACGUGUGCCCGGGCAUCCUGGACGUGGAGAAGCCCUGCGUCCAGACCAGCGUCAAUGGGCAUCUAGAGUAUCGCUGCUGGACAUCCAGCUACUGCCAGAAAGUGUGUCCCUGUGGAGACGGAAUCGCCUGCACCGCGGCCGGGGAAUGCUGCCACCCGGAGUGCCUCGGAGGCUGCAGCCGGCCGUGGGACAGUAGGGCCUGCGUGGCCUGCCGCCACUUCCACUUCAACGGGCAUUGCCUGACCUCCUGCCCGGCCCGCACCUACCGGUACGAGGGCUGGCGCUGCGUGACGGCUGAGUACUGCGCCAGCCUCCGCAAGGUGUCCGAGAACCCCCGUGAGGCCUCUGAGUUCGUCAUCCACCAUGAGGGGUGCCUGUCCGAGUGCCCCUCGGGGUACACGCGCAAUGACAGCAGGUGA
Molecule: messenger RNA, 1052 nt
Organism: Trachemys scripta elegans
Lineage: Eukaryota; Metazoa; Chordata; Testudines; Emydidae
Gene: INSRR
Product: insulin receptor related receptor
Exons: 3
Coding region: 57-1052 (331 amino acids)
Biological process (GO): positive regulation of MAPK cascade; multicellular organism development; regulation of JNK cascade
Cellular component (GO): insulin receptor complex; axon
Molecular function (GO): insulin receptor activity; insulin receptor substrate binding
Source: RefSeq, a predicted model, not a curated record